AUGGAGAGCAACUUCAAUUGUUUAUCCAGAAGUCCCUCAUUGUGUAUGUAUGUUCCAUCUGUGGAACAACAUAAAAACGAACUUCACGAAGAGCCAAAAAAAAUCAAAGAAGUAUACUUUGCGUUAGCAAGAGCAUACACUAUUGAAGAAUUCAACAGGCAUAUGGCAAAGUUAGAAACUAUUGAUAGUAGAGUAAAAACAUACCUGAUGGAUAUUGGAUAUGAUAAAUUUUCCCAGGCAUAUUCCAAGACAAAUAGAACCACGACCAUGACAUUGAAUAUUGCAGAAUCAGUAAAUGCAUCAAACAAGCACGCAAGAGACCUCCCAGUUGUGAAUUUGCUUGACUUUAUGACGACAUUGAUUCAGAAAUGGAAUUACACCAAUCAGAAGGAUGUCGUGGAAUCAUUUAUGAAAAUAGGUGUAAAGUAUGAAAACAUAUUGGCAGAUAAUACAAUCUUAUCACAGACGAUGACGGUAUUGCUAUCAACUCAAUUCUUACAUUUAGUAAUUGAUGGCCAAACAAGAAAUGUGGUGCGCCUACAUGAAAAAAACUGCACUUGUGGAAGGUUUCAGCUAGACGAUAUUCCAUGUCCACAUGCAAUGGCAGUUAUACAAAAAUUUCAUAUGGAUUCAAACAAGUAUUGCUCGGAUUACUACAGCAUAGACUACUUGCUGAAAACAUAUGAGAUACCAGUAAACCCUCUGUCGGAUGAAACAACGUAG
Nicotiana tabacum (common tobacco) is the source of this 723-nucleotide messenger RNA. RefSeq lists its product as uncharacterized. Gene Ontology annotation, molecular function: zinc ion binding. NCBI's taxonomy places the organism in Eukaryota, Viridiplantae, Streptophyta, Magnoliopsida, Solanales, Solanaceae. The record is from RefSeq and is a predicted model, not a curated record.